This is a messenger RNA of Anopheles stephensi (Asian malaria mosquito), 1546 nucleotides long. RefSeq lists its product as uncharacterized. The record is from RefSeq and is a predicted model, not a curated record. The transcript has 4 exons. NCBI's taxonomy places the organism in Eukaryota, Metazoa, Arthropoda, Insecta, Diptera, Culicidae. The coding region runs from base 458 to 1108 and encodes 216 amino acids.
ACCAAGCAGAGUGAGCCCGGAAAGCAUAUAAUGUUUUGUAAAUAAAUCAAAAAUAUAGAAUUUUUUAUGCAAAAUUACGAUUGAAAAUGAACUUUCAAUGAGAUUCCCCUUCAAAAAGGACAAUCAAUUAUGGAGUAUCAAUAAUGCCACCAGAAAUGUCCAAGUCUGUUUUCUUUCAGGAACAUAAGCCUGAAUCCCUGGAUAAACAUGGCAGCUAGAUAAAGCAUUCCCGAGAGGAAGAUGGCAAUCAAUAGGUGUGUCUGAUGACAAACCUACAGAGCACAUGUACCACCGGGCACCACAGGCAGUGAAGGAUUUGGUUCCAGCACUACUAACCCCAGUCAUUCGUUGGCCAAAGGGCAGGCAGGCAGGCGGGCGGGCGGGCAGGCCAGAAGGGGUGCAUCAAUGAACAACCGCAACGUAACAAUAAAUAUCAAUAUUGCCACUGUUCAACCUCAUGGAACCGGCCAUCAAAAUCGAGGAGGAUAGUACGGACUUGGGCGAGUUUGCGUUCCUCUCCGAACAGCACCUGAUGGACGACAUUGCGGACAGCAUUAAGAAAGGUAGCAGCACAGCGAAAAAGCACCCGCUUUCCCGCAAACGCAAGCUGGACAUUGCCGAACUAUUCCAGCUUACUUCCGCCGGCAGUACCGGCGCCAACCAGCGCAAUCUGUUAGAAGCCCCUUUCCCAAUACUGACGAUCAACGAGCUGAAUGAGUUCGAUACGCUGCUGCUGGGCAAUCUUUCAUUCACGGAAAAAUGUGCACAAAUGCUACACUCGGUGAUUAGGGAUGAGGGCAACUCGCUGGACAAUGCAACGUGCCACAUGCGGUUGCUGCUGGAGCAUGCGAUCGAUUACACGGUGAUACUGCGCUACAGCUGGUACGGAUUUAUGCCACGCUCGCCGGCCGCCCGAAGCAGCGGAGAGCAGCACCCGUUCCGCAAUCUGCUGGGCGUGAUCAGCUUGCUGCACCGGGCGCGCCAGCUACGGUUUGCGACCUGCAGCCGGGAGGAGAUCAACGAGGGCAUUGAGAAGUUCCUCAAGCGAAAGUUGCGGUGCCAUGCGCUGUUUGUGAAAAAGCAGCAGCUAGCGAAACAGCAAGGCUAAUCAUGUGUGGGUGUGCAGGUUUAACCUGGAUCCGGAUCCAAACAGUUGGUGCCAAAAUAUCGGCUAAGAGUAGCAGUAGAUUAGACCAAACCAAAACAACCCAUCACGAAGAAUCUCACGCGGGGGAAAGGUUCCACUCUUUUCCAUCUCCUCUAGUCAUUGCAUGUUCGUUUCGUGGUGAUGCUGGCGGAUGUAUAAGAUUAGAUACUUAUUGUGAUUUAUUGCAUACGUAACCAGCAACCGGGACCGGAUGUGUGGAGCGCCGGAUCACAGCGCACCGACAUUGCAAUCAUGGUGUGUGCUCCAGAGUCCUGCUGGCGAAAGAACUAACCGAAUCGAAAGCACGAUAUAGAUUGUAAUACCAAUAAACAUGAGAUUAAAAUUAUCUAAAGCCGAACGAUAUGUUUGAAACGUGUUUCGCGGUCUGUUCCACGCGUA